Molecule: messenger RNA, 912 nt
Organism: Colletotrichum godetiae
Lineage: Eukaryota; Fungi; Ascomycota; Sordariomycetes; Glomerellales; Glomerellaceae
Exons: 1
Coding region: 1-912 (303 amino acids)
Biological process (GO): beta-D-galactose catabolic process via UDP-galactose, Leloir pathway
Cellular component (GO): cytosol
Molecular function (GO): UDP-glucose 4-epimerase activity
Source: RefSeq, a predicted model, not a curated record
AUGGCAACAAAAAUACUCGUCCUCGGCGGUACUGGCUUGGUUGGAGGCCAUGCUGCGCUAUACCUUCGAUCCAAAGGAAGGGAUGUCACUAUCGCUGGACGUAAAGAGCCCAGCGACGUUGCUGCGUUGUCCGAGCUCCCUUUCAUCCAAGGAGACUAUAUAAACGGGGGGUUCAGCACAGAAACUCUCUCCAAAUUCGAUGCAAUUAUCUUUGCGGCCGGCAGCGACGUUCGACAUGUGCCUGAGGGACAGAAUGCCGAUGAGCACUACCUCCAAGCCAACGGCCAGGCCAUACCAAACUUCGCGAAGCUCGCCAAACAGGCUGGAGUUAGCAAGUUUAUUCACAUCGGCAGCGCCUACCCGCAUAUCAUACCGGAGUCCAUCCCGACUGACCCAUACGUACGAUCUAGAAGGCUUGCUACAGAUGCAAUGAUGUCGCUAGCUGGACCCGAGUUCCAUAUUUGCAGUCUAGAUGCGCCCUUCAUCGUUGGGAACGUUCCAGGCAUGGUUAUACCAAUGUUCCGGGCUUAUAUCGAUUACGCCAAAGGAAACUUGUCCAUCCCUCCCUUCGCUCCACUUGGGGGACUGAACUUCAUUUCCACACAAUCGCUGUCCGAAGCCAUUGCAGGGGCUCUGGACAACAUUCAGGCUAUAUCAGGGAAGGCCAUCCUGGUUGGCGACCAGAACCUGACCUAUGCGGAGUACUUUCAGAUGUUCUUCCAGGCGGUUGGAAGUAAUCAACAAUUGGAGUCACUGGAUCAGGAUCACCCCCUACUGCCUCGAGCCACCUUAUAUGCAGGCGACAAGGUGGUCGAGUAUCAACCUGACCCUGUGGAACUGGCAUUGUUAGGGGGAUACCGCCGUGAUGACAUCCAAAAUGCCAUCGAAAAAAUAGUGACAGAGAAUCACUAA